Molecule: messenger RNA, 2028 nt
Organism: Paramecium octaurelia
Lineage: Eukaryota; Ciliophora; Oligohymenophorea; Peniculida; Parameciidae
Source: the annotation of a GenBank genome assembly
AUGUAAAACAAUUCACCCGUAAAAGGACGAAGAAUUUCAAAUCAAAUCAAGUUGAGUGGGAAAUUGAUGAAAAAGAAAAUGGCUUCUGAAGUGGACAUUAUUGGUCCAUCGGAUUAGGAUACAAGUGCAGUUGAGCCAAUUCAAAUAGUUUAGUAUGACAACUUGAAAUCCCACAUUAAGUAAUCUUAAAGUGAACUCAAAGUUGGCAAGAGCACUGAUAAAAUAAAGAAAAAGAAAUCUUUAGAUCGCAAUGCGGCCAUAAAAAAGAGUCAAUAAUUGUAUUAAAAGAAGAAGAAAUCCUCUAAGAUUAAAAAGAGUGUGAGUGCUGAGCGAGUUCAAAGUUAGACCGUUGAGUUUUCAUCUCCAGAAUAUGUUCGCCGUAAAAAGGCAGCCACAUUCUUCAAUGAUAAACCAAGCUCCAUUUAAGAACAUCGUGAUAGGCUCGGUUUGAGCUUUCUAAAUAAAAUUGGAACCAGGAGAAUUGACCAAAUUCUUGAGCGUAUAUUUUGUUGCUAUAUUUGUGUGUAGGCAACCGUAUGUCAUCCAUUGAACACUCACAUCACCAGCCACUCACACCCGAAAGACAUCAAUAUCCGCAACAAUUGAAACACUAUAUGAAAGAAAAGAAAAAGUUUUACUCCUAACUUGAAUCUGUCAAAUAAUAGUCCUUCGCUGAAAAACGUAAGCACAUCGAUGAGAAUCUACGAUCUCUGGCUGAAAUCGCAAAACGCAAUUCCUUAUCCAAUAGUAGAUCCCCUCCAAGAGAUACUUCCAACAAAGCAAGUGCCAAACCCUUGAUGCUGAGUUAUGUAGCAAAUCGCAAAAGUACAUCUAGAAAAUCUGGAGGGCCAAAGUCAUUAAAAGAAUAAUUCAAGCAAUUAGAAGCUCGUUACAAAACUUUGAAAAGUAAUAGUGAUGGUAUUUCAAUGAGAGAAUCUAGGAAUUAUGAAUAGGAAAUGAAGGAUCAGGCUGCAAUCUGUAUUUAAAGAUGGUUUAGAGGACACAAGAUUCGAAGGAUAUCAAAACAGAAAAAAGAUAAAAAAAAUUUUAAAUUAUAACAGUUGUAGAAACUCAAAAAUUAAGAAAUUACUCGAUGGGGUAAUCUUAAGGAAUUCUUAGAAAAAUUGUAAGUAAAACAAGACAUGAUUGUUUUAUCUGAUUUAAUUGACAGUUUGAUAAAGCAUACUGAAUUCAAUAAAUUAAACGUGUUUACAGAAAACUUUGAAAUGCCCUAGGUUAAAUUAAAGCCUUCUAAAUUGAUUGUGGAGAGGAGGGAUGUUUUUCCAACUUAAAUUGGUUAGAUCUUAUAACUUCGAGGGUAAUUGAUAAAGGAAAGAGAAUAAAGAGAAAAGAAUAUACUGAAGGAUCUGUUGAUUCAAGAGAGGAUAUCACCUCGUUCAUUCGGAGUAAAGGAAUAAGAGAUCGUGAAGUGGGGGGAAAAGGAACUUGAACUGUUGGAACACAACAAAUAAGCGAUAAAAGAAGGGUGGUAGAAAGCCUAUGAUACUAUUCAGAAAACGUAGAAGGAUCUGAAAUUUGUGCAAAAGUUAGGUGUGGAUAAUUUCAAUAAAAUGAUGCCUCUAAGUUUAAGUCAAAGCAAUCUAUUGAAAAAUCAACUUAAUGAUUUGAAGAUCAAUGUAUUUAUAUUUUUCAUAGACAUUUAGCUUUUGAGAGUGAGUUAUUCUGAAGAGAACUUGCUUGAACCACAAAAGAAAGUACAUUAGUAAGAGUAGGAAUAACAAUUAGUGUCAUACAAUUCGAAUCAAUCAAACAAGACUCUUUCUUCUUACAUUCAAGGAUUAGAAGUAAUAAUUUAUUUAAGUAAGGGAUGUUCCAUUGGAAAUGGAAGAGUAAGGAUAGAUAGAAAAUUUAUAGUAUGUUUAGACUCACGUUGGAUAUAUUCGUUAAUAUUUGGAAGACAUUAAAUUAAUAGUUCGAAAUCAUUAUCAGGAUCAGUUUUUGCAAAUUGUAAAUUUGGGUAUUGGUCCUUCUCCUUUCGAAAUCUUGAGGUUCUUUCGAUUGACUGAA